UGAGUGAUGGCGCUUAUAUGUCUAAGAAAGGAACUUAAGAAAGGUAUGAAGGAAUAGGCAUUUGCUAACAGAGACAAACAAAAGCGAGUCGAAAGUCUGAAGUUUGAACGAACAUCAGACUCGGCAUACUGAAAGUCUGGCAGUCGGCCCACCAUCUUAUAAUUCGUGCCAUAACAUCCAAAGACCUUCACACUAGAGCAUGAUUCAUUCAUUCAAAGGAUCAAUGAUGACGACAUGGGUGGUGGGAAGGGAACGUCAGCGGUGAUAUAGUUGGCAUGAGCGCAUGGCCGUAACGAUGAGCGGGAUGGACGUAGUGGUGGAGGCUGAGAUCGGAGUUGUGGGGUCAUGGUAGUUGGGUUCUCAGGGAACAUCGGCGACCAGCCUAAUGAUCAUCACGACGAGUCAGCCGACGAUACGACAAUCUCACCCUUCAUCGCAGUCCAAUGUUUAUUCGGGUCAGGCUUCGUCGUCGCAUCUAACGUUGUAUCGCCAGUCUGGCCGUUUGAAGUUCCGGAGGCGCCAGCUGCUGCGGAACCGUCAUUUGCACCUUCAGUUCCAGACGAUGAUGCCGUCUUUUCCAAAAUUGUCCUGCAUUUGGCACCGCCCUCGGAUCGUACUGGAUACAAAGGGUAGCACAUGUAAGCAAGUGUUCAAACGUUCAAAAGCAGAGACGAAACUGUACUCACAAUGCCGGUUUAAUGCGUCCUUCUUACGAAAGUUCCUUUUACACCCUUCGCAAUAAUUUAGUCGAGUCCUGAUGAAAUGAAACGAUUCGUGUAGUUCACGAUGAUCUUCAUUCGCAAAUAUCUUUCCGCAUUCAGGCCAACCGCACUGAUUUGGGUUCCCUUCUGUAUGAGAACGUAGAUGUUCUGUUGAAACAUACAAUUAGCACAUGUCUCCAACAAGGGUCAGUUGGAUGUAAAGGAGGAACUGACCCAUGAAAGAGACACGUGUCAGAGAGGUAUUCGUACACCCCGUAACACGGC
Molecule: messenger RNA, 986 nt
Organism: Somion occarium
Lineage: Eukaryota; Fungi; Basidiomycota; Agaricomycetes; Polyporales; Cerrenaceae
Source: the annotation of a GenBank genome assembly